This is a messenger RNA of Prunus avium (sweet cherry), 914 nucleotides long. NCBI's taxonomy places the organism in Eukaryota, Viridiplantae, Streptophyta, Magnoliopsida, Rosales, Rosaceae. The record is from RefSeq and is a predicted model, not a curated record.
UUUUCAUAUUUUUGGACAUUUUUCUUUCAGGUGCGUUUGCAAGGUGGAUUUACUUCGAGUCCAUCCACGCGAGAUACAGAGGUUAUACUUCAUAACCAGUUAUCCAGACUGGCUGCUUCCCCUGUCCUUGUAGCACCUCAACCUCAGACGUCUGAGCUUCAACUACAGUCUGGCACAUCUGAAAGAACACAGAGACCACAACCAAGAUCCAUCAAUGUCUUAAGGGAUACUUCCGCUGUCAAUGUAGAUGCAUUUAACUUUUCCGUUAAUUGUAUACAAUUAGCGACUGACGACGAAUAUUAUACAAAGGAAAGAACAAGAAGAAGAACAUAUCCACCAGUAGGCAAAUUGAGAGAAAUAAAACUACAGCAAAGCAAGGCCAAAGAACCUGAAGAACGUAGAACUUCUGUUGAUUUGCCCCGGAAGCAGAUCUCUAUAACAAAGUCUAGCGUAGACAGGAAGGUGGCUCAAGGCAAAAAUGCAGAAAAGGAUAUGGAGCAGACACAGAAUAGAACAACCCCCAGCAAUUGGAAUGGUUCCUUCAUUACCUGGCAAACAUCCCCGUUGACAAGUCCCCCAUCAGUCUACAUUUUCAACACGGUUCUAGGCGCGAUUUUGUUCUAUUUUUGUGUCCGGGAAGUAGUUUUAUAUGGGGAGUGGUGCUAAACUCACUGACCAAGAAAUAGUUCAUUCUUGUUCUCAAUAUUCUAUAACACAUUGAGUAAUGCCAGUCUUACUGGCUACUUUCUGUUUGCUAUAAAAAUAUGGCUAAUGUCAGCCAUGGCCUUGCAGUGACAAAAUGUUGAUAUAUAGUAUAUAGAGAUUAACAGUCUUUCGUUCUACUGACCAGAUAUAAGGAUGUAUGGCUGGUGGCUACUGGAGUUUGAAAUAUAAGUAUUGUUUGCGUUAUUGAA